AUGGUUGAAUUGUUCCAGAUUCUACCAGAAAAUCAAUCCAAAUUUCUCAAUGCAUUCAUGUUGAUUGGUCAACAGCAGAAACCAAAAGAUUUGUCCAAGUUAAUUUCAGAUAAAUACAAAUUACUUUUAAUUUUGUUGAAUAUUGUUGGAUUAUCAAUAAUAUGUGUUGUUUUUGUUGUUGUUUGUUGUGAUUGCAAACCGAAGAAGAAAAAGAAGAAAAGUUCUACGUCUGAUUCAGAUUCUGACUCAUCAGAUUCGAUUCCUGAUGAAAGAACUGCUAAGUUUGCCAUAUCCUCAUUAAGCAACAACGUUGAGGCGCUUCAUACUUGUGACAGUCCUUUAGUUAAAUCUUCUGUUGUAAGUAACGCCACAGAUGAUAAUGUUUCAUACGAAGUUGCUAUGGAUUCAAAUCUUCCUGAACCAACAAAGAUGUUGUCUGUAGAAGAUAUUAAUGAAUAA
Molecule: messenger RNA, 459 nt
Organism: Trichomonas vaginalis G3
Lineage: Eukaryota; Parabasalia; Trichomonadida; Trichomonadidae
Exons: 1
Coding region: 1-459 (152 amino acids)
Source: RefSeq, a predicted model, not a curated record